AUGUCCGCCGUGAACUUUGCCCUGGGCGCGCUCGCCGGAGCCGCGGCGACCGCUGUCGCCGCUGACGCGUACCCCUCCAUGAUGCCGUCCCUCGGAUUCUCCCGCCCGAAGGACAUCGAGCUCAAGUACUUCGACAUCGCUGGGGCGGCCGAGAAGGUGCGGUUCACGCUGCUGAUGGGCGGGGUCCCCUUUAAGGAUACCCGAGUCAGCUUUGGGGACUGGGGUAAGAUGAAGGAGACCACCAAGUUCGGCCAGCUGCCGCUCAUGUACCUCAACGGCGAGGAGAAGCCCUACGCGCAAUCGGGAGCCAUGCUUCGGUUCGCGGGAGCAAUCACCGGUUUGAUGCCCAAGGAUCCAGUCCAGGCGUUCAAAGUUGACGAGGCGAUCGGUCUCGACGACGACCUUAGGCGCGAGAUGCGCCCCAGCAUCAUGCUGUCUUACGACCAGACGAUCAAGCCCAAGGAGAAGGCCAGGAAGGUCAAGGAGAUGCGCGAGAAGCUCGCGGCGAACGAGAUCCCGCGGUUCCUGUCGCACUUCGAGAAGAUGCUGGAGAAUAGCGAGUAUCUGUGCGGCUCCUCGGCGACAAUCGCCGAUGCACAGUUCCUCACUACGUGCAGGUGGUUGGGAAGCGGCGUCAUCGACCAUAUUCCCGCCGACAUCACGACCAAGUACCCGAACAUCACCGCGUUUCGGGCGAGGAUGGAGGCCAAGCCGGAGAUCGCGGCGUACCUCAACAAGCCCAAGUGA
Molecule: messenger RNA, 747 nt
Organism: Micromonas commoda
Lineage: Eukaryota; Viridiplantae; Chlorophyta; Mamiellophyceae; Mamiellales; Mamiellaceae
Exons: 1
Coding region: 1-747 (248 amino acids)
Biological process (GO): glutathione metabolic process
Molecular function (GO): glutathione transferase activity
Source: RefSeq, a predicted model, not a curated record